CUGGUCCUGCACUGGGACUCGGGGAGACACAGGAUAAAUUCCUUGUGCUGACAGCAUGCAGGACUCAGGGUGUUUCUGGGCUGGCUCUUCCCUGCCUCCCGGCUCUUCGUGCUGGGACUAAUUUGUUUUUUUAAUAUAUUUAUUUCAUAUGCCCAGUCAAAUCAGCCAAAUCAGUUCCAAAUCAUAUAGAUUGAGGAGAACUCAAUCUUUCUAAAAACCAUAUUGAUUGAGCUCAAUCAUACUAAACAUCACGUAUGGCGCUACAACCAGCGAGCAUCCUCCAUCCCAGACCUCUCACUGGGACUCCCAAAUCCACUGGGAGGCAUUGACUCUGGGACUUAUUCAGCAAGAGCCAGAAUAAGACAGAAAAGCAACUGCUUCUGGGCUGGAGCAGGAUUGAGGCUUAGCCAGGCACAGCUAGGCAGCAGAGCGGGCUCAGGAUUGCGGGGAAGAGGGGCCGGGGCCUCGCCGCAACAGCAGGGCUGUGCUGGGUGGGGAGACUGGAAAAAGUAGGGAGCUGACACGGAGGUGUCCUGGGGUCUUGGUCAUCAGUGAGAUUCAGGGCAGGGGAACACUUCCCACCUCUCACGUCAUAGGGAGAUAAAUGAGCUCCAUGACACAUCUGGCCGCCUCCAGGGGCUCUGCCUACAGAGACCGUGGCUCCCUUGUUACCACCAUUUCUUCCUUUUUUAAUUGUCCUGUUUCUUAAGGUCUUGCGAUGACCACUGCACAGCCCACAGCCCGCCAAAUGAAUCGGGUGCUGGGCAGCUCGGCCUGGCUGUCUGUGUCCCUGCCUCCAGGAGUGUCGGUGAAGUCAACAGAGUGGAGCUUCAACACAGGGUUGGGCCGCGCCAUCAUGGUAGCAGAGUUCAUCUCCGGGUGGCCAGAGCAGCUGGAUCCUGGUGACCAAUUUGGAAAGCGCCUAGAGGUGCCCAAUGCCACGACACUGGGCAUCCGGGAUCUGAAGAAGGAUGACAGUGGCACGUAUAGUGCCCGUGUGAAACUGCACCCAGCAACUGUGGAGGACCAUCACUUCCACCUCGCCGUCUACGAGCUGGUGCCAGCACCCGAGAUCCAGAGCCAGGUGCACCCCAGCACGCUGGGCUGGUGCAACCUCACGCUGCAUUGCCAGGUGCCCACCACAGCUGCCAUGAACAUCACCUGGGGCACAGGGGACUCCCCGCAAGAUCUGGCGAGGCAUCGCGUCUCGGCUGAUGGCCAGAGCCUGCACCUGGCUCUGCCCCCGGGCACCUGGAACAACACCUACACCUGCAGCGCCAGCAACCCCGCCGACCAGAAAAGCACCUCCGUGGUCGUGCAGAGCCUCUGCCUGAGCAACACCACACAUGCCACCAUGUGGAGGUGGUUCCUCUGCAUUGGGCUGAUUGUCGCCGUGGCCGUGUGCUUUGGGGCCUGGCUCUGGAGGAGGAGGAGGAGGAGGAGGAGGAAGGCAGCUGGGAGAGCCCCCAUGCGAGACUGUCCCAGUGAGCCCCAGUACGCAGAGAUCAAGAGGAGGAGACCACCGGAGGGGGAUGAGCAGAUCCUGAGCUCCCCGCCUGAGAGCCCUGCUCAGAGCCUCCUAGCGAUGACGCCGAUCACCAGCAUCUAUGCCCAGGUCCAGCUGAGCACACCUCAGCUCCUCACCUAGGCCAGGACUUCCUGGCUCUGAGAGAGGCUUUUCUGUUGAAAUCGCUGCUGAAGUGCUUUGAAAUUCCUGAGCCAAAGCCACCGCCCUCCCCCCCGUCUCUUGCACGCACGCACACAGGCCUGCACUCACAUGCCUGCCUUUGCAUAUGCGUGCACUCGCACACAUGCACACCCUGCCCAGCGUCCUUGUCACAUCUGACCCUUCCCCUCUGCUUUGCUCCAAACCAGGCGCCCAGGACAGAGCUGGCUCUGCCUGGCCCAGGGGCUGGAUGUGGGUGGCAGUGGCAGCAGCUGGUCUGUUGGCUCCAGAGCUGCGGCCGCCUGGGCCUGCCAGAGCUGGAUUUCCAGUAGCUCCUUUGAUCCUCUUCCCCAUUCAGCUCUUGACUCUGCUUCUCUGGAGACGCCAGUGCCUUCCCUUGGCCCCAACCUGGGGGCAGCCCCACACCCCCCUGCCAAUAAGGCCAUGUCAGAACAGGGUCCUUGCCAAGCAUCUGGACCCGACUUCUCAGAGUUGGUGCAGCCACCAGGACCCAGCAGAGCAGCCAGACAGAGAGGAUGCUGGCCAGGCCAGGCUCUCCCAGGCAGAGGGGCCAGGAGUGCAACCCCCUCCUCUCCCCCACAGGCAGGAGGGACCUGGCCUGGGGGGGGAGAUCAGGCUGGAGUUGAGCAAGCAGCUCUCCACCAUCACAGGCUGUGAAGCCUCUUCCUCAAGGUGUUUCCUUAGGGUUGCACAAGAUGCAAGUUCCAGCCCAGGGGACUCUGGAGACGAAAGGGAACCAGCGAGGGUGCACGCAGCCACAUCUCUUGUGCUACUGAGUAAAGAGCAAUGGUGGUUUGGA
Molecule: messenger RNA, 2486 nt
Organism: Alligator mississippiensis (American alligator)
Lineage: Eukaryota; Metazoa; Chordata; Crocodylia; Alligatoridae
Product: SLAM family member 9
Exons: 6
Coding region: 719-1648 (309 amino acids)
Source: RefSeq, a predicted model, not a curated record